CAUACGUCAAAGUCCGCCAAAAAUAUUUUCAUCAUCAUUUCGAUCCUCUAGCAAGUUAAACGCAAAUUCAAUUUUUCUUUGCAAAAAUGAGUCUUCGCGAGGAGGAUAGGAGGAAAAGUGGUUGUCCGAGCCGCGGACUUGGUCUUGCGGCCGCUGCGAUCGGCGUAGGCGUCGGGGCUGCUCUGUACUACUUCUUUAGCAAAAGACCCGAGAAUCCAGAUUCGGAAGGAUCUACCAGCCAAGGGUGGUCCUGCGAGCAGCCACAAGCGUUAGACAUAUCCGCAUCAUCUAACAAAUCUGACUACACAACAAUAUCAGAGCACACAACGACUGACACAAGUAUUCACGAUGACGGCACUGGCUUCUUUAUAUGCACCAGUUGCAACCAAUGCAACAGAAACAACGACUCGAUCAUAUCCGUAUCCAGCUCAUCAACAAGUGAUAUGGACAUAUCUGAUGAGUCCUACGAUUCGUUUGAACAUCAUGACGGAGAACUUAGCCCUAGUACAUCAGAUGAAGAAGUUGUAAUAGAAAGUGAAGUGGAUUCAACAUCCGAUCAAUCAACAUUCUACGACUCAUUCUCGGAUACAUCGUCAGAAACUGGAUACAUAACUCUAAGGACAAUGUAUUCUGAAAAUCACAGAUCGUUUGACACAGAGAGGACAUCGGAUUCGGAUAUGGAUAACGAUUGGGAUGUAACGAGUACGUCUGAAGGCAUACCCAGACCCAGUAGUAGUCACAUGCAAAUGAUGCACAGCUUGUUCAAUCAAAUAACAGAUUUAGUCAGUCCGUCACGUCCAAAUGUUAAUUCAAGUGAGGACGAUCAAAUGCGCGUUAUCAGAGAGCAGGCAUUCCGCGAGCGCCCGUGGACGCUGGAGGAAUGCUCGAUCUGCUUCGAGGUGAUGCUGAAGGAUCAGCCGCUGUUGGCGCUGCCGUGCACCCACAACUUCCACGUGGCGUGCAUCGGGCCCUGGCUGCAGGAGCAGCAGACCUGCCCCGUCUGCCGGAAGCGAGCCGAGUGAUACUCAGGGGCAAAGGACAUACUUAGUAUAAUUGUUGUCAAGAGGCUAGGGUUUCGGCGGGAACUGAUACCCUAACUUGGACCACACGUUCAGCUGGUUAUGGAUAUUCUGAAGAAGUUACUACAGUGGAAUUUAAGCCAAAUGUACAUUACACCAUCUUUUAUUUGACUUUGUCGUGGCUGAUUUUGCAAAUGACAAAAUAAUUUGUGUCUUAUUGAAAAUAGCAAAAGGUUCAAAUUCACAUCAGCGACGUUAUUGCAGAUUUGACGCAAACGGCAUUAACUAAUUGGCUGGAUGACUUUCAUUACACCGUCGUAAAACGUUCAGUCAAAUUGUAGAAUCGUAUAUCCUCGCCCUAUAUUGAAAACCACGCAAACCACCAAAAAAUUAUAUUUGUCAUAUAUUUAAUUGCCAUUCCUUUUUCUUACGUCUUCGUCUUAUUACGUAUCUACUUUUGUUAUUUUUUUAAAGUUCCCUUCCCCCUGCUAUCUAGCCGUCCGUCGGCCCCCCCACCCCAAUUUUUAUUUUUUAUCUUUUUUUUUAAUUCCCGCAGUCUGUGUUUAUGCUACAGAUGUCGACAGCUUAACAAAUUGUAACAUUUCAUUUGCAAUCAACCAUCAUCGUAGUUAAUAUCAACCACCUUUUUUUAAAUUUAUUUCUUCAGAUAUCUGUCAACCUAAGACUAUGAACAAAACCUCUGUAAUAUCAUAAUAAUUUUUGUGUUAAUAGUAAAGUAUAUAUUAAUUAAUGAUAAUAAAAUUAAAUAAUGUUUGAUCUUUAUUAAUACUACUUCUUCAUCCGAAAACUGAUUUUUCUGAGUAUUUUGUAGUUAUUUUAUAGUGUUAAUAGUUAAAAAAGCUUAUUAGUAUUUUUUUUUGUUUUUGGGUGAAGAAGUUUCGUUCACAUUUGACCGGAGAUAAAAGAAAAAAGUUAAAUGACAUGUGUAAUGAUGUAACUUAUAAAAAAAACUUAAAAAAUUGGUAAUUCACGAGCAAAACUAAUUUAAUUUAUUUUAAUUGUAUUUGUAUAAUUUAGUUUUCUAUCGGUUACGUUGUCUUACACUGAAAAUGUUGUGUGCACCUAUAAUUGGCUUA
This is a messenger RNA of Pectinophora gossypiella (pink bollworm), 2116 nucleotides long. RefSeq names its product E3 ubiquitin-protein ligase RLIM-like. NCBI's taxonomy places the organism in Eukaryota, Metazoa, Arthropoda, Insecta, Lepidoptera, Gelechiidae. The transcript is spliced from 5 exons. The record is from RefSeq and is a predicted model, not a curated record. Gene Ontology annotation, biological process: ubiquitin-dependent protein catabolic process. Bases 87 to 1022 code for a protein of 311 amino acids. Gene Ontology annotation, molecular function: ubiquitin protein ligase activity.